AGGCGCCCCGAGAGGCACUUCGCUUCCAUGCUGAGACCAAGGGCGCACAGGUGCGUCUGGACACGAGUGGCUGCACCGCGCACAGGCACGCCACGUUCCACGACGGCAUCGUGUUCAGCCAGCGGCCCGUGCGCCUGGGCGAGCGCGUGGCGCUGCGCCUUCUGCGGGAGGAGAGCGGCUGGUGCGGCGGCCUCCGCGUGGGCUUCACGCGCCUGGACCCUGCGUGCGUGUCCGUGCCCAGCCUGCCGCCCUUCGUGUGCCCCGACCUGGAGGAGCAGAGCCCGACGUGGGCGGCCAUACUGCCUGAGGGCUGCGCGCUGGUGGGGGACGUGGUCCGCUUCUGGGUGGACCGCCGCGGCCGCCUCUUCGCCAAGGUCAACGCCGGCUGCCGGCUCCUGCUGCGUGAGGGUGUGCCCGUGGGCGCCCCGCUCUGGGCCGUGAUGGACGUGUACGGGACCACCAAGGCCAUCGAGCUGCUGGAUCCCACAGCCAGCCGGCUCCCAACAGCCAUGCCAUGGGACCUCAGCAACAAGGCUGUGCCUGAGCCCAAAGGCUUUGGGCCAAAAGAUUUGGCUCUGCCUACUGGAAACCUAAAAGCAACCUGGCGUCUCUGCCUUUGAGAGCGUUGGCCUACUCUCCACACCAGGAGAGGAGUGUGCCAUCUGCUUCUAUCACGCUGCCAACACCUGCCUUGUGCCCUGCAGCCACACAUACUUCUGCAGAUGCUGCGCCUGGCGGGUCUUCAGGGAUACAGCCAAGUGCCCUGUGUGCCGCCGGCAGAUCGAGGCGGUAGCCCCCGCGCAGGGCCCUUCUGCUCUGAGGACUGAGGAAGGUUCAUGAGAGGAGGCUUCCCAGUAUGAGUGGCAGCCCAGGCCUAGAUCUGAGUCCGGUCCCUGCAGAGGAAGGAGGCGCAGCCCUAUCUUCUUUCUAGGGAAGAGUCAGGAUGGCUGAUUAGCAAGAGGUGUGGCAGAGAGAGGAAGGCAGGGAGGUGCCGUCUGCUCCCUCCACCUGUUUUGCAACAGGGGAGCAAGGAAAAACCCCUUUCUGUCCAUGCCAGAACUAUCCUUCUGAUGGGGUGCUUUGUUUAGAGACAGGGUGGCCCAAUCCCGUGUUUUAUAGCUGAAGGAGUUCAGGUAUCUGUCGUGUCUGGUGAAGCCCUGUACCUCCUGGGUGUUGAAGAACCUGGACUCGAAGCAGGAGGUAUCUACAGAGAAUGCAUCAAGUUCCACGUGGAAGCUGGGUUGCCUCCCACAAGUCCCCGGUAGAGCGGAUCUGUAGUUACCCGCCCUGCCUCCCUUUGAGGGUGGGCGCGAGGUCCCAGCGAGACCAGGCAUCUGAAGAUGAUUUAUAACGUAAACGUGUAUUGUUGUCACUGUGGUAAUUUCCUUGCCAGUUUCUGAGAUAUCAAAAUAAAGUUUGUGUUUCCUGAAUGA
Molecule: messenger RNA, 1433 nt
Organism: Piliocolobus tephrosceles (Ugandan red Colobus)
Lineage: Eukaryota; Metazoa; Chordata; Mammalia; Primates; Cercopithecidae
Exons: 4
Source: RefSeq, a predicted model, not a curated record